Molecule: messenger RNA, 5232 nt
Organism: Cydia pomonella (codling moth)
Lineage: Eukaryota; Metazoa; Arthropoda; Insecta; Lepidoptera; Tortricidae
Exons: 1
Coding region: 1827-3371 (514 amino acids)
Source: RefSeq, a predicted model, not a curated record
AAAAUCAUUCUUAAUUUUUUAUAUGCUCUCGCCACAAUAUUAUCUAUAUGUUUUACUCAAACAAUGAAUAUUUUAGGUAGAUACCUACAGAUUUUUACGCAUUGUUCCGUGGGAAGGGUGUAGGUGACAGCAUUAGAGUUCAUGCACACAACAACAUGUCAUGUACCUAAUCACAUCGGGUCAUGUGGGUCUGGGGGAUGGUUUGGCCCCUGCAAUUGAUCUGGCUACUUAUGAAAUGGUUAGUAAUAGUUCCCUGAGUAUCAUAUACACAACUAAACCGGUAAUUUAUAAUUGCGUAAUUUACAUUUCUAUGUAAUAGUUUUCUUAUUAACGUAGGAAACUUUAGGCCUAUUUUUAGUUCAUUUACUUUCGAUAUAUUUGUAAAAGGCUGUUUGUUUUCUAAAAAAAAAAAAGCAAAAAAAAAUACCGUGAAUCUUUGUGACAAACAUAUUGGAAAGCUCAAAGUAUUAUUGACAAAAUAAUACUUUGAGCUUAAAUAUUAUCGUCAGUGUAAUAAUAUUAGUUUAGUACCUAUUUUACCUAACACUUCUAUAAUAAUUAGUUUAUAAAUCUUAGUGGGAAUUGUCUCAGGAUAUAGGUUGCACUUAUAAUGUAAAAACCAAUAUCCUUUUUUCUGUAUCAUCUGCCUAUGUCUGUUUAUUUCCCCAAUAAAUAAAUAAAUAAAACUGUCUUGCAGUGUGACGAGCUUUACAGAAAGUAGUAGUACGAUUAUUACUCAUUUAGUUAAUAUGAAUCUCUGUUUUCUUUUUAUUUGUUACAUUAUCGUAAAUGUAGAAACUAAGUUUCACACAUAACCAAACCAUCAUACGCGCAUGAUGCGCAUAUGCGUCUGAAACAGUGUAUAUUUCGAAACUAGAGAACCACUCGAAGGAGAUAGUACCCCAAUAUAUACCGGUGCAAGAUACUAGAGAAACCUGUUAAACAUAGGUAUGUAAGCUUGCCCAAGUAACGCCCCCAUCAAAGAAAAAAAAAACGAAAAGCGUCACACGUCAAAACCAGAGCUCCAUUCGUCAAAACAAUAUAUACCAGCGCCAGAGACUAUACACAAACCAGCUAAGCAUACGCUUGUUCAAGCAACGCCCCGAUCAAGAAAUAGAAAUCCGGGACCGAACUAAAUAUCUAAGGCACUACCAGUAUACAAUGUCGGUAAUAAUAGGUGUCGGCAAAUGUGGUCCGCUCUACGUUGUCGCAGAACCCGCGAUAUCUAAAAAAUCUAUUGGCGCUUAAUAAUCUUAUCCAUACCGCCCUUAUUUUACAAUCUACUAGUAUUAAUUAUACCGGGAUUCGACCUUGGUAGCUGAGGUCAUUACCUAGCUAGGAUAAGGGUCGGUUUUGAACAAAAAUAGUUUCAUUUAGGGAGUUUCUUUAUACGUUGUUUUUCUGUUAGGCCUUUGUGUGUUAAAUUGUACCAAAAUUCAGCAAAUAAGAUGUAAAGUAGGUAUAUUUGCACUUGACCGCCAGCUCAUGGCAUAGAUUAUCGACUCGUCGACGCGAUUGAAACCGCAAAUGCGAACGUGGCGAUAAUGAAAAGGAUAAAAAGUUAUUUAUAAGCGGAUAAUACCUUAUUUGGUCAAUUUAUUAUUUUAUGAGUUAGGUAACUUAUCAACCAUGAGUUAUUUGGUAGUUCAAGCAUUGGAUAUGGUACUGUAAAACCCCGUAACAGGAAAAGUACCUACGUUUACCGGUUACACAUCAACGAGCAUAAAUUACUAGCACUUUAUUUCACCGAUCAUUGUGUGUCGAACUUUACAAGUGAUAGCUACUAUUCGGGUUAGUUUGCCGCGAUACAACGCGCGGGUGCCGCCAUGGCACCGGACUUCAGACUUUUUUGUUUGUUACUUAUUUGUGGGUCAAUUAUUGUUCAUGUGGAAACUAAAUUUCAAAAACCGUUACAUUUGUCUAAACCCUCGAAACCACGUUAUUCGCCGCCAAAACUUUUACCAACAUAUUAUACACCAGUGCAGAAGACAAUAUGGAAACCUCCACCUCCAAAACUAUCCACCCAGCGGUCUUCGUAUCCGACAGGCGGCAAACUCUCUGGAACCAACAAUUUGAACCAAUAUCCGUCAUACCCAGACAAGGGAAUGUUAUCAGGAGGGCAAACUCAGCCAAAGCCUCAUACAUAUCCCAUUACAAAUGGGCAAUCGGGCGGUGGACUCUCAGGAGGAGGGAUCAACGAUAAAAAUAAGCAAACAGCACCGCUGACAACACUUUAUCCCGCCGGCAGCGGACUCUCAGGAGGUCAGACUCAGCCGACAGGUGUAAAGCCACAUACAUAUCCCAAUACAAAUGGGCAAUCAGGCGGUGGACUCCCAGGAGGAGGGACCAACAAUAAAAAUAGGCAAACAGCACCGCUGACAACACUUUAUCCCGCCGGCAGCGGACUCUCAGGAGGUCAGACUCAGCCGACAGGUGUAAAGCCACAUACAUAUCCCAAUACAAAUGGGCAAUCAGGCGGUGGACUCUCAGGAGGAGGGACCAACAAUAAAAAUAGGCAAACAGCACCGCUGACAACACUUUAUCCCGCCGGCAGCGGACUCUCAGGAGGUCAGACUCAGCCGACAGGUGCAAAGCCACAUACUUAUCCCAUUACAAAUGGGCAAUCGGGCGGCGGUUAUAAGCCAAGCCACUCUAAUUCAAUUCCUCCAAAGACAAAUGUAGUCCAUAAACCUGUAGAACCCUCGUAUAACGACAUUUAUGUCAGAAAUCAUCACACGACCAAUAUUUACCAUAACAACAUUCAUACAACGAACAUACAUCUUUACCACUAUAAGCCACCUAAACAGGUAUAUUAUGUACACAAUGGUAUGCAACUACACUACCCGGUGUAUAGAGAAAUACUACCCGAAUACGUGUAUGAGUACAGGUCAUCUAGAAGUCGAUUCAAUGUUCUACUGACUGGCCUGGCUCUAUACAAUCUUGGACAUGUAUCAAAAAACCGCGAAUCGCUUCAUUAUCACAAUAAUUACAAGCCGGGACAGAACGAAGUUUGCGAAUUCCGUGUAGAAUAUAGUAUGAUCUCAUACAACGAGAUGAAUAUUGAUUGCCGUUUGAUUACAGACUUCAUAUGGACUAUAAAACAUACAAAAUAUGAAGAAAUUGUUUGGAACCCAAUUAACGACGAUGUCAUGGAUGCCUUGGACCCUCAAUUUAACGGAAAGUCACUACUUGUAAACGACGAUAUGAACUGCUAUAUGAAGUAUUAUGAUGGUUACACCGGUAGGAAGAAAUAUGUGAGUUGCAAACUUUUGGAAACAUAUGUCAAAAAGUCAUUUAAUUCUGCGAGUAAAAUAGCAUCGUCUCUACUCGCGAUCUUGAUACCUAUAGUUAUAGCCAUUAUAAAUUUAUAACCGCAACUAGCAACAGGGGGCUUACAGGUGUAACCAAUAAGAUCAACGCCACUGUAUCGAAAGUACCGUCGUAUUCUAAGAGGGCACACAAAAGACGACGAAACAGCUAGGCCAACACCCAGUCAUAUCUACAGCCGGAGCAACCAACAGAUAGCACCUCAGUUAUCCUCAUAUCAUGGGUCUCUCACGAGAUGGAACGGUCAUAAUCAACCAUCAAACUGCACCGAAGGCAACCACGUAUUCCGUGAACGGCACAUAUAAAGUAAGUUGCGGGUCAAAACUGUACAUUUGGCAUUUUUGUUAACAACUGUCACCAAUAUUCAAUGCGGGGCCUGUAGAGUAUGUGUGAUAUAUGAUUUCAGUUUUCCAAGUUCUAUCAAUGUAGUUAACCGGACAAGCACCCGUACAUAAGGAGAUCCAAACGCGAAAAUGGCAUUCGAUUGGGCAUAUCCUCAGGAAGCCUGACACCCACCUAUCCAAGGUGGCCCUGACCUGGAAGAUGCCCGGAAAACGUAAACAUGGUCGCCCUAAAUCUACUUGGCUCCGUUCCGUGGAGCAAGAGUUGGGUGUAUUGGGGAUGGGGUUGGGGGAGGUUACCAGUGCUGCAGUCAGUGGAAGAAAAUGGUUCGAGCCCUACACCCCAUUAGGGGGUAACAGGAUGAAAAGAAGAAGAAGAUCAAUGUUGCUACAAUUACCAUUUUUUAUUUUUAUACAUUAAAAUAUGGUUUUGUUAAGCUCAUUUCUUAUUAAAGUUUAGGUUGUCCUUGAACAAUUUAAUCUAGGAGUUAAGUAAAUUGAAAUAAAAACUUAAAGCUUUUUUUGUUUGGAUUAAUAUCUUUUUAUAUUUCCGUUUUGGUAUUGUUUAUUGCUGAAAUAUUUUAUAAUAGUCAAUGUGUCAACAUCCCUAUUUGAGCCGUGGGCCUAUUGAAAGGUAAUCCAUACAACCACAGAUCACCUCAACUAUUAGACGGAGCAUAUAAUUCAAUAGAGGUCGCCACACAUAAGCGCUCCCGUACAAAUAUUGUAUGGUAGCGUGGUCACGUACAUGUACAUAAUUAUAAGCGCAACGACCAGUACUCGUGUAAAUUAAAUAUAUGAACGAAAAUUUAAGUCCAGGUAUAAAAUGAUGUAAAUUACAACUAGCCUGUCCUGCUCAAAUCGGAUUAUUUUACAAGUAAAAUUGCACCUAUGUGUGGUGAUCUCUUAACUUUUUAAUCGACUAAUUAAUCGAUUAAAAAAAAUCGUCUAAACGUAAUCGCGAUUGAAUUAGUCGACCUAACAUACGAUUGAAAUUUAUUUAAACUGAAUAUUAAUCGACUAAAUUUUUCGAUUAAAUCUCGAUUGAAAGUUGACAGGUGGUCAUUUUUGUACGUAACAAAAAUUCAAGAUGUCUUGCGUACACAUUCGAAACCAUCCUAGUGAUAUGUAAAUGUUUCGAAGGAGACUUGUUAUCUAAGGAAAGUCACUGCUGCCUUUGAAGAUGGGCAGAAACCCUUGGUAAGUGUCGACUAUCGGUAGGUGGCGACUAUUGGUAGGUGUCGACUAUAGGUAGGUGUCGCCUUUUAGUAGGUGCCUACUAAUGGUAGGUGUCGACUAUUGAUAGGUAUCUACUAUUGGUAAGUUCCAACUAUUGGUAUGUGUCGACUAUAACGCCUAGAUAGUGUAAUCAGUCAAUUUGAUUAAAUGCUUACAUCUAUUAUCAUUAUUCAUUAUCUCACUUCCACCCCCUUAGGGGAUGAUUUCUGGAAUAAAAACUCAUCCUUCCACGGAACUAUAUAGUACAUUCAUACAUUGUAGGAGAGGCCGGAAAACCGCUUACAGAUGAACGAGUGAGUUUGAGGGCCGACACGUUAGUCCACUC